Molecule: messenger RNA, 1503 nt
Organism: Glycine soja
Lineage: Eukaryota; Viridiplantae; Streptophyta; Magnoliopsida; Fabales; Fabaceae
Exons: 3
Coding region: 590-1132 (180 amino acids)
Source: RefSeq, a predicted model, not a curated record
AAGUUAGUUCAAUUCAACUCUCAGCGCCCAGCCUACAGCCUCCAGGUGUGUUUUGUUUUGCAGAUCCAACACUCUCUCUAUUUAUAUCCAACUCUACCAUCUCCCACUUCCUUAUUCUCAACCCUUUUUAUCUUUUCAUCAAUUCAAUUCAAACCACGCCUUCCCCUGUUCACAACCUUGCCCACACACUGCAUUGUUCUAAUUAAACAUGUCACCCUCACUGUUACCACCAUCACAACACAACCACCAUUUCUAACUCAACAACAACCAAAAAAAAAAAGAUUCUGGAGCAUCAUUUCUUGGAUUCUGGUUCGCGUUGGUCACAUCCAUCAAACACCCCUAUACUCUUUCUUGGCGUGCGUCAGGUAUUCAUUUUUACGGCAACCCUGACAGAGUAAUAAGACAGUUACCGUGUUGUACGUGUCCUUCAAACGUCACCCACUUCAACACAUAAACCAUCGUUUUUCCCACCAGAUUUAUAUUCAUUCGUCGUAUUUAAACCCACCACACCAACCAACCAUACAUUAUCGUUGCAAUUGUUGUUACAAGCUUAGGUUAGGGUCUGUUUGGUGAUAAUUUAGAAUCUUAGAUGGGGAAUUGCCAAGCUGCGGAAGCGGCUACGGUUGUGAUUCAGCAUCCUGGGAACAAGAUCGAGAGGGUUUAUUGGUCGCUUAGCGCACACGAGGUUAUGAACUCGAAUCCUGGGCACUAUGUUGCGCUUGUGGUGUCCUCGCCCACGCUCAAGGCCGAGAAUGGCGCUCCGAUGAAGCAGCUUAAGCUUCUCCGACCCGACGAUACUUUGCAUAUUGGCCAGGUUUAUCGGUUGAUCAGCUUCGAAGAUGUGUUGAAGGAGUUUGCUUCCAAGAAAUGUGGUAAACUUGGGAAAUUGCUCAAGGAGACGGGUAGUCAUGGGAUUCAGAUGAAGCACAAGGACUCUAGAGCUACAAAUCCUAGCCCAAAUUCCAAAACCGAAUUCGGUUCCAUUAAGGUCGAACAGGAGAUUCAACGAAUGGGGAACCAUGGCAGCAGCAGCAGCAACAACAACAAUAACAAAGGUGUUGGAAGGCAUUUCGUUGGUAGUGGUGGGCAAUGGAGGCCAGCCUUACAGAGCAUUGCAGAAAUUGGAACUUGAACACACUAUUAUUAUAGCCCCCACUCCCAUGAAUAAACCAUGCAGAGCAACAACCGACCCUAGCUUCCUUUCAUUUCACACUUUCCAAUGCAUUCACAUUGCCCUUCUCCUUAAUUUAGUAGUAGUUUACUAUACGUAGGGUUUGUGUUUGUUAAACGUAUCUCUCUCCAUCGAAGGACAUGUAUACAUCUUGAUCAUCAUGACCGUACAAUUAGACACAUUAGCCAACUUGUUGCUGAAUAGUAUCAUGGUGGUUUGCUUAAUUUGUUAAAACAAUUAAACUGUUUUCUAAGUUGCCUAGAUUGGUAUGGUAUUAUGUUAGUGUAUGUGUAGCUUUGUUUGCCUUGAAAUUUUAGUAGUUGAUCAGUUUA